Paraglomus brasilianum is the source of this 309-nucleotide messenger RNA. NCBI's taxonomy places the organism in Eukaryota, Fungi, Glomeromycota, Glomeromycetes, Paraglomerales, Paraglomeraceae. The record is from the annotation of a GenBank genome assembly.
AUGGAAGGAGAGAAUGGGUCAAUCGUAACACCUCAAUCAGAAAAAAUAGAAUCAGCUACAUCCGAUCUAUUACCAGCUCCUAUUGUUAUAGAUGAGAUACAAGAGCAAGUAAAUGUUCCAGCAUCUAAAAGAUCUGAGCAGCGUGAGAAACGUCUCAGAGAAUGGGCCAUCGAUCACGAUGAAGAUCCAGAUAAAUUUAUGACGAUAACUGAGAAAGAUAUAAAUUUAUCAAGGAUAUACCGAGAUAGAAUGAUGUCCGAUGCAGAAGUAAUCAAGUUUGCGCGAAAUGAUGGUCUUGAGAAAAACUAA